Molecule: messenger RNA, 918 nt
Organism: Hevea brasiliensis (rubber tree)
Lineage: Eukaryota; Viridiplantae; Streptophyta; Magnoliopsida; Malpighiales; Euphorbiaceae
Product: cell number regulator 1
Exons: 3
Coding region: 172-675 (167 amino acids)
Source: RefSeq, a predicted model, not a curated record
GUCAAAGUUCAUGCCAGCUCAAUCUUGGAUCUUUGAAGCACAACUGGGGAGAACUGAACUAGCCUAAGCUUAUCUCAAGAUUUGCAUCCUUUUUUAACUACAAGGUUUCUUGUUAUUAGCCAUUCCCUUCACAAAAUUCAAGCCAGGCCAACAAUUAAGAAAAAAAAGGAAAUGUAUCCCACAAAAUAUCCUUCACAGGGGUAUCCGGCCAUGAACAUCCACACCACCCAUCCUCCCUAUAUCCCCUCCGCUAAUGCCACUGCAACGCGGUGGUCCACCGGCCUUUGCCACUGUUGUGACGACCCAGCAAAUUGUUUGGUUACUUUCAUGUGUCCAUGCGUUACCUUUGGACAGAUUGCAGAAAUCGUCAAUAAGGGAUCAAUAUCUUGUGCAGCAAGUGGUGCAGUUUAUGGUUUGCUACUGGGUUUCACAGGUUUCCCAUGCUUGUACUCGUGCUUUUAUAGGUCAAGAUUGAGAGGCCAAUACGACUUGGAGGAGGUACCUUGUGUGGAUUGCUUGGUUCACUUCUUCUGUGAGCCUUGCGCACUUUGUCAAGAAUACAGAGAGCUCAAGAAUCGUGGUUUUGACAUGGGGAUUGGUUGGCAGGCAAACAUGGAUAGACAAAGCCGGGGGAUCACAGUAGCUCCCACUGUGGGUGGUGGCAUGAGCCGAUGAUAAUAUAUAGCCGCACCUCCACAUAUCUGGACACAAACAUCAUCGAUCGUUUCUUUGUUUCUUUUAUCUAAUUUUAUGUGCUGUAUCUUUCAUCUGCUAUCCUUAAUUACUUAGUGCAUAUGUGUUUCCUGUUCAUAAAAAUUUUUUCGCCUUCUGCAAUUUUAGUAUAUGAAUCCUAUACUUCAUAUGUAUAUGUUAAAUUUAGAGUGAUUAUUGAUCAAAUUAUGUAUUAAUUCAUUUUAA